This is a messenger RNA of Synchytrium microbalum, 3093 nucleotides long. RefSeq lists its product as uncharacterized. The transcript has 12 exons. The coding region runs from base 1 to 3093 and encodes 1030 amino acids. Gene Ontology annotation, molecular function: DNA helicase activity; ATP binding; ATP-dependent chromatin remodeler activity. NCBI's taxonomy places the organism in Eukaryota, Fungi, Chytridiomycota, Chytridiomycetes, Synchytriales, Synchytriaceae. The record is from RefSeq and is a predicted model, not a curated record. Gene Ontology annotation, biological process: DNA repair; chromatin remodeling.
AUGUCGAGAGUAAGGAAGGACGAUUCAGACGAUGAAGAAUGGAACGUUGACAAACAGGCUAGCUCUGCAAAGCGCCUGAAGGGUCGAUCGUCUAGAACUACAGAACUGACUGACAGAGAAAGCUUGGUUGCUAGCAUCACGGAAGUGGCAGGAACGCUACGUCUUGGAGACCCUCAAAAUCAGCCAAAAUUGUUACAGAAUGUUACUCUUCGUAAUUACCAGGCAUGGCCUUACUACCUGUUUCUUGAAGGCGUACGAUGGCUGGCUAGCAUAUAUAGAUCCAACGUAAAUGGGCUAUUAGCUGAUGAGAUGGGACUGGGCAAAACUAUUCAGGCUAUUGGGCUCAUUGCUCAUUUGCACGAGACAUCCAUCAAGAGGCAUUUGACUUUGGUCAUUGUUCCUGUGUCGGUUCUUGACAAUUGGGCGGACGAACUCUCAAGAUGGGCACCAGCCUUGAAAUUCAUAUCACAUCAUGGAACGCGUCCAGAACGUGAUGCUCUCCGUUCGCAAAUCACAAACGAUGUCAAUGUCAUUGUCACGACACCCGAGACUUUCAAUGCUGACGUGGAAUACUUUGGCACAUUGUCCUUGCACUUGGUGAUUGUGGAUGAGGCUCACCGGCUUAAGAACAGAAGCUCUCUCUUUUAUCAAAACUUAGAAGCACUGGAUAUACCUCAUAGUGUUUUACUCUCUGGCACGCCGAUACAAAACAAUCUGUAUGAGCUAUAUGCCAUGCUUCGCUUUUCAAAUCCUCAGAUAUGGGGAGACCAAGUCGAUCGCUUCCUUGAGUGGUUUGAUCCUGGACGAGUCAGUGCAGAUGAGAAGCAGGAGAGAAUGGAUCAGUUGAAAGAGUUGCUAAAACCGUUCAUGUUGAGGAGGAACAAGAAGGACGUACUAACGUUGCCAGAGCUUACAGAAACUGUCAUUUACACUCCGCUCACCAAGAUUCAGCGUGCCCAAUAUAAAUCACUUUUAUCGAAAGACCCAACAUUAUUCGACAAGACCCAACGAUCAAAACUACUGAAUGUCUUGUCUCAACUACGCAAAUGUGUAAACCACCCGUACAUGUUUUCAGGUGUCGAGCCCGAGCCAUACGAAGCUGGCGAGCAUUUGGUUGAUGCUUCGGGAAAGCUCGUCAUUGUGGAUCGCUUAUUGAGUGAACUCAAGAAACGUGAUCGUCGAGCACUCAUAUUUUCACAAUCGACACAUAUGCUGGAUGUCUUGCAAGACUAUCUCACCUAUAGAGAAUACUCCUAUGAAAGAUUGGACGGGUCUGUACGUGGGGAAGAACGUAAUCUCGCAGUUAAGACAUUUUCAAAAGCUACUACGUUUGUGUUCCUGCUGUCCACACGAGCUGGAGGCGUUGGACUCAAUUUGACCGCAGCAGAUACUGUCAUUUUCAUCGAUUCGGAUUGGAAUCCUACAAUGGAUCAGCAGGCCAUGGCACGAGCUCAUCGGAUAGGCCAAACCAAGACCGUUCAGGUAUUCAGACUUCUGGCGCGUGACACCGUAGAAGAAAUCAUCUAUCGCAGAGCUACGAAAAAGUUGGCUCUCUCACGAGAUAUUAUGAAGGGUGUUGAAACCUCCGUCCCGGAUGAAUCAUCGAGUGCUCCAAAUGGGACUGACGAGCUAGUCUCCAUGCUACAAUUUGGUUUGAAGAAGGUCAUGUCUGAUGAAGAAUUAGAAGAUGACAUGACAAUUCAACAAAUCUCUGACUUGUUGGAUGGGAAGAGUAUUGAUGAUGCUGCGAUACAGACACUACUUGAAGUAUCAGAAGAUGAAAAUUCACCUGAAAACUUUUAUAUGUAUGAGGGUCAUGAUUAUAAGGCAGACCAGGUAGCCUUUGAAAAGCUCAAGGAAGAUGCCUUUAAGAAAGAGUUUACUGUGUCCAAGCGCAAACGAUCUCCUGCUGAAAAUGACGAAGAAUUCUCUGCACAAGAUGAAGCUGAUCGCGUUAGACGCAAAGCUGAAAAUGCUGCAAAGAAACAUGAGAGAAAACUUACUAAAUGGGCAGAGAAUGGAUACGAGAGUAGAUCCCUGGAAGUUGUAUCGAAACAAGAUCAAAAUGUGCCGGAUGGUGAUGUUGUUGAUGAUGAGGGAGAUGAUGGUCGUUUGAGUUUUGUCAGUGGAGAUGUAUCACGUCCACAUGUGAAUGACGGACGCCAAGCAAUCAUUAUACAUGUCUGUGAUGAUUCUGGGUACUGGCCAGGUAAAGGGGUGUUUGCCGCACUAUCUUCUCUUGGCAACUGCUCCGAAUACUAUGAAGCAGCGUCAGAAAACGACGACUUGCUUCAAGGUUCAGCUCACCUGAUUGAGUCAUCAAAACAACCCAAUAUACAUGUUGCUCUAGCAGUCGCUCAGAAACGGAGUCGUGAUAAUUCAAUCAGUCCUAUUCGCUUCCCGGACUUAGAGCAGGCUCUGAAUAGUAUCGCAAAAGCUGCCAAGUCGUUGCAUGCAUCUAUUCAUUUGCCACGUCUGGGGCAGACGACGCCUGGAUUUGACUGGUACAAGACUGAGAGGCUGAUCAGAAAGUGUCUUGUUAAUCAGGGACUGCCAGUCUCGAUAUACUAUUAUCAACGAGGCGGACGUGGCUCGUCAAGACCACAUCCGCGAACCUUCAAGGCUUACGACGACGAUGAUGUAGUAAUGGUCGACGAGGCUUCGUCAUCAUCGAGACACCAACCAAACACAGACACGAGUCCGUCUGAAAGUGGCUCAGACACAGAGCUUGAAGAUGAGCUCGAGAAUGAUGUGUCAUCUAAAUACAUCAAACAACCAGACAGCCAUCGCACAAAUAGUACUAAUAGUACAAACAGUGUAUUUACGGUGCCCAAUCCGUUCCUAGAUGUGCUGGAAGGAUGCAUUAUCCAUCUGGUUGGUAUAUCGUCACCAGAUUUGGAACGUCAAUUUGCACGCCGUGUGAUCGCAUAUGGUGGUGAAAUUUCCAUGCAGGUCUCUGAACAUGUGACACAUUUGGUUUGUGGGCAUGAUGAAGCUGCUGUAUCAAACUUGCUGGAACAUGCAAAUUUGGGUCCAGAAACCCAGAUUGUGCCAUUGGAUUGGUUGGUUGAUAUGCUUGUACCUGCUAAGUAG